CGAAUAAUUAAAUUGUUCCAGAAAUAUAAAUGUUCUGUUCCCAAUCUUCUGCUAGCUCUAAUAUUUUCUUUUCGAUAUCAGAAAGGAAAAAUUGUACUUUGGAGAAGCCCCAAAAUCAAUUUCCAUCUGUCAUCUAUGGCAUCAACAUCGUCGUCAUGGGCAACAUUUUCAAUUAUCUUUUGAUAUGGCAAUCUUUUCGAGUUCCUGGAAUUUCUCCUAUUCAACUGAUUUACCCCUUUAACGGACACAGCAGCAGAGCAGUGUAAAAAAAGACAUUUACUUGCCGUUGCUGCCGCACCAUCGACCAGAUACACAUAUAGCUGAAUACAGUGGCUGAAUCGAUUUGUUUGUUUAUCUGAAAUUCUGGGAAAUCCCAUUUUACGCUGACGCUUUGACAAACGCACAUGACAAUUCAGUUCCAGGAAUCCAUAGCAGAUUCAUUCAACUUAAUUUUUUCUGACAGUUUCCAAAGAAAUCAUGAACAAUUCUCUGCAGACAUCAAGCUCUUCAUACGGACGUUCAGUUUUUGAACAUCCCUCGGAGUGGUAUGAUUCCUAUCAAGAAAAUGGCACAAAAUAUUUGAAAAGUCGCAAGAAAUUAGAUGAACAAUUGCAGAAUGAGUUAAAUGCCUGCGUUGGAGAGAUUUUUCUGGACGGCAUACCAGCCGAUACUAGACCGGAGAAAAUUGCUGAAAUAGCAUCGCAAUUGGGGGAAGUUUAUGUGUUGCGCUUUAAAGUAAAUUUUUCUGGAGAUUCAAGAGGUUUUGCCUAUUUGCAGUAUACGAAUCCGUCGCUAAUGAGUUUUGCCAUAUCAAAGCUGCCAACAUUAUUCCAACAAAAUUCCCUGCCCAUGAUACGUGUUCGCCAGUCACGCAACAGUUCGGUAUUAUUGCUGCGUAGAGUUCAUCACAUGACAGCCAACGAUGUAUUUGACGCUUUGGCCCGAGUAAUAAAUUUCCAUCUUUUGAUUUCACAUGAAAUAAGUGCGGGAAAUUAUGAAUAUUUCAUCAUCUUCAAAUGCAACGAAGAAGCUGUACAUGCCAGACGUGAACUUCUGCGAACUAUAACACAAUUUGGUCGGAGUGCGGUGAUCGUUUGGGAUAACGGCAAGAGCAAGCAUCGAAAUGGUUCAUUAACAUACAUUUACAAUAGGCAAAAGCUUGCAGCUCCUACUAUAAAUGGCAGACAUAUUCAAAUAUAUAGUAGUCGAGGUUCUGAUAAUACCGCACCACCUGGACGUGUAUUGCCCUACCAAGGAAAUGAGCCUCAGUUUAUGCCAUUCAUGAACUUACCAUUGCAGUGUGGUGCAAAUCAAUAUUCGGCUCCAACAAAUGUUUUAAACUAAGGGUUUUACGGGCCAUUCCCAGUACAUAAUUAGGAUCAUCAAUCAGCGAGAUUCCAUUGCUUUGUGUCAUUAUCAUCUCUCUUAUGAAUGUGGAUUUAUUUUGUAAAUCAUUUGAAUUUUUUUGUUGUGUUUUUUUU
This is a messenger RNA of Musca domestica (house fly), 1481 nucleotides long. RefSeq lists its product as uncharacterized. The transcript is spliced from 4 exons. NCBI's taxonomy places the organism in Eukaryota, Metazoa, Arthropoda, Insecta, Diptera, Muscidae. The record is from RefSeq and is a predicted model, not a curated record. The coding region runs from base 478 to 1344 and encodes 288 amino acids. Gene Ontology annotation, molecular function: RNA binding.